ACACAAACUUCUCCAAUUCAUGACUGGGGAGAAUCUCUUAAAGAGUCAGAAGAUGAGCAAGAAACACAAGAAUCGUUAGAUCAUGAAAUGGAACUUUCCAAGGAGUCUGAAACUGUACAAGAAUCGGAAGAAUUACCAAGACGAGGGAUUUCCGUCCAACAAUUGUUAUGUUAA
Messenger RNA from Dentiscutata heterogama, 174 nucleotides. Lineage: Eukaryota; Fungi; Glomeromycota; Glomeromycetes; Diversisporales; Gigasporaceae. The record is from the annotation of a GenBank genome assembly.